Molecule: messenger RNA, 145 nt
Organism: Racocetra fulgida
Lineage: Eukaryota; Fungi; Glomeromycota; Glomeromycetes; Diversisporales; Gigasporaceae
Source: the annotation of a GenBank genome assembly
AUGGAUGAAAGUAUGCAACUAUUUUCAGGACGAAUUUUAGCGACAUUAAAGCAUAUGCAAGCUUCAGCAGAUCUUAAUGCAUUAGAAAGACAAACUCAAGACAGAGAUGAUGCACUAACACAGGCUAAAACAAAGUUUACGGAAG